GCGUCCAUAGUUAACAGUUCUAAGUAGACAAAUACUAUAGUGCUGCUAAAAUGUUGCGUGUUGUUGUGAUUUGCGUGUGUUUUCUAGUUAUUGCGCCUUAUGGUAUUAAUGCUGUGUCAGAUGAACAAAAGAUUAAAAUAAGGGAACAGCUUGACAGAGCAGGCUUCGAAUGUUUCAAAGAUCACAAGAUCACUGAAGACGACAUUAAGAAGCUGAAAGCCAACAAACCUGCAACUGGAGAAAACGUGCCGUGCUUCAUCGCUUGUGUAAUGAAAAAAACCGGAGUUAUGAAUGACCAGGGAGUGAUUCGUAAGGAACCCGUCCUGGAACUGGCCAAAAAAGUACUCGCUAAUGACAAAGAUAUCAAAAAACUUCAAGAUUAUAUACAUUCCUGCUCCCACGUCAAUGAAGAAGCCGUCGGUGACGGUGUAAAAGGUUGUGAACGCGCAAAGCUCGCUUACAAUUGUCUCAUUGAAAACUCUUUAGAG
Molecule: messenger RNA, 488 nt
Organism: Bombyx mandarina (wild silkworm)
Lineage: Eukaryota; Metazoa; Arthropoda; Insecta; Lepidoptera; Bombycidae
Product: odorant-binding protein 10
Biological process (GO): sensory perception of smell
Molecular function (GO): odorant binding
Source: RefSeq, a predicted model, not a curated record